Messenger RNA from Silurus meridionalis, 495 nucleotides. It is a transcript of the gene cox19, whose product is annotated as cytochrome c oxidase assembly protein COX19. Gene Ontology annotation, cellular component: mitochondrial intermembrane space. Bases 126 to 407 code for a protein of 93 amino acids. The record is from RefSeq and is a predicted model, not a curated record. Gene Ontology annotation, biological process: mitochondrial respiratory chain complex IV assembly. NCBI's taxonomy places the organism in Eukaryota, Metazoa, Chordata, Actinopteri, Siluriformes, Siluridae. The transcript has 3 exons.
UGUAAAAGGCGGAAGUGGAAGCGAAUGUUUUGGUGGAGGCAGAUAAAUCCUCUGGAAGCAACGUGCUCAACUUUUCGAUCGAAUGCAGUUUCCGUAGGAAAUAAAUAAAACCAAACAGAUGCAGAAUGUCGACCGCCAUGAAUUUCGGCACGAAAGCGUUUCAGCCUCGACCUCCUGAGAAAGGAUCGUUCCCUUUAGACCAUUUCGGUGAAUGUAAAGCGUUUAAAGAGAAGUUUAUGCGCUGUCUCAGAGACAAAAACUUUGACAACACUAUGUGUCGACUACAGUCCAAAGAGUACCUAGAGUGUAGAAUGGACAGGCAGUUGAUGGCGAAGGAGCCUUUAGAGAAGCUCGGUUUCAAAGACAUGAUGGACCAAGUGGAAGAGGAAAACCAGGAGAAACCCUGAUGACAAUGAUGAAUUGUGUUAUUAUUUAUCUAAUUGUAUUUUGUCCCCAGUGUGUAAAUUAAUCUGAUGUAUAAAAGUGUUUGAUAUA